AUGUCCCAUCGGUUAUUUCGGCCUGUCCUGCGAGAGCUGCGAUGCCCAGUUCACCCGUGUGCCCAACGGGCCAUAUCUGGGCACCUGCUCUGGGUGUAACUGCCACGGCCAUGCCAGCUCUUGCGAUCCCGUGUAUGGCCAUUGUCUGAACUGCCAGCAUAACACAGAAGGACCACAAUGUAACAAGUGCAAACCAGGUUUCUUCGGUGAUGCCACGCGUGGCACUCCCACUGCCUGUCGGCCCUGCCCCUGCCCCUACAUCGAUGCCUCCCGGAGGUUCUCAGACACCUGUUUCCUGGACACGGAUGGCCAAGCCACAUGUGAUGCCUGUGCCCCUGGGUACACUGGGCGCCGCUGUGAGAGCUGCGCCCCUGGCUACGAAGGCAACCCAAUUCAACCUAACGGCAAAUGCAAACCCAUCACUAACCAGGCAAUUGUGCGCUGUGAUGAGCGGGGCAGCACGGGCACCUCUGGAGAAUCCUGCCGCUGCAAGCCAAACGUGGUUGGCCGCCUGUGCAACGAGUGCUUGGAUGGCACCUUCCACCUGAGUGCCAGUAACCCAGAUGGCUGCCUCAAGUGCUUCUGCAUGGGGGUGAGCCGUUACUGCACCAGCUCCUCCUGGAGUCGGGACCAGGUACAAAGGGGGCCUGGGGAGGCUGGAUGUCAAGGUCGGAUGAUGGGCACCUGCCCUGGGAGCAGAUGCCUCACCCCCCCCAAAAAACACAGGAGUCUGGGAGAAGGGAUUUUCUUUUUUUCAGCCAUAGCAGGUCCUGAGCCAUUGGCCAAAGCAUAGUGGGAUGAUUCAGAUGAUUAAAUUAAAUUAAAUUAAAUUCAGAUGAUUAAAAUCCUCGAUCUCCUGAAGUGAG
Gracilinanus agilis (Agile Gracile Mouse Opossum) is the source of this 866-nucleotide messenger RNA. RefSeq names its product basement membrane-specific heparan sulfate proteoglycan core protein-like. Gene Ontology annotation, cellular component: basement membrane. The annotation marks the transcript as partial. NCBI's taxonomy places the organism in Eukaryota, Metazoa, Chordata, Mammalia, Didelphimorphia, Didelphidae. The record is from RefSeq and is a predicted model, not a curated record. The transcript is spliced from 6 exons.